UUUCUAUACUUAUAUACAUCUCAAAACCUUAUUAGAUUGACAAAUUCUAAGGUUGGUGAGGGCCUGAGGCUGACAUGAGAAACUCAAUUUCUCAGAAAACGUGUUGCAUAUUUUUCUUCCUUGUUCUCUUGUUCCUUCACCUCCAUAAUGUUGAAGGAAUAAUUCGCCCUGCAGGAGCACGAGAAGGAUCUUCAGCAACUGGCCAACAUGACAUCCAUGACCAAGGAGAAGAGUUUGGGGUAGACUAUACUCCUCCAAGUACACAUCCUCCAUUCCUACCUCCUCCAAUAUUAAUGCGAAAAUCAGAUGAUGAGCUUGGGGUAGACAACUAUACUCCCCCAAGGACACAUCCUCCAGUCCAGCCCCCUCCAAUAUUAAUGCAUAACUCAGAAGAUGAAGAUGAUGAGUUCAGUGUGGAUUAUGCUCCACCAAGGACACAUCCUCCACUCCAACCCCCUCCGAUGCAUAACUCAGGUGGCGAAGAUGAGAUUGGGGUAGAUUAUUCUUCUCCAAGGACACUUUCUCCCAAGGAACCCCCAAUACAUUAAUACAUGAGUCAAGAGUGAUUGUGCAAG
Prunus mume (Japanese apricot) is the source of this 575-nucleotide messenger RNA. The record is from RefSeq and is a predicted model, not a curated record. Lineage: Eukaryota; Viridiplantae; Streptophyta; Magnoliopsida; Rosales; Rosaceae.